This is a messenger RNA of Leishmania mexicana MHOM/GT/2001/U1103, 1449 nucleotides long. RefSeq lists its product as hypothetical. The record is from RefSeq and is a predicted model, not a curated record. The transcript has a single exon. The coding region runs from base 1 to 1449 and encodes 482 amino acids. Lineage: Eukaryota; Euglenozoa; Kinetoplastea; Trypanosomatida; Trypanosomatidae.
AUGACGCGCUUGGCAGAGCUGCUCAUAAGUGCUCAGCCCGACGACCCCGAGGACUUCCUAUGGGCUCGUCUGGAGGCACGCAGCUUCGGCGAAGACGCCACCCACAGCGUUGUGUUCUCCACCGACGGCUACCCAGUCGUGCGCCCCGAGGACCCGACGCAAGUGAGUCUGCUAAAGGAUAUUCCGGCGACGUCCCCAGGGUACGUGGUGGCAACUGGUCUGCUGCCGUUGCUCUUUGCGAAAAAGCCGGUGGACCCAAUCGGCUACCUUUUCUAUCACAUUGGCAGCCGCACACGCUCCAGCGCCGCCCAGUCGGUGCACUCUUCCACACGGCACCUGCGCUUCGGUGAAGGAGACGAAGGGUUUGAUGCCGAGAGCUGCACCUCCCGAGAGUUCGAUGAUGACAGCAACUACGGCGCCGACGACGCCGAGGUGGGCAGCAUCGGCGGUUCGGUGUCGAUGGUUCCUCUGCAGCGGAAAGGCUCUUUGGGCAGUCUAUUCGACAGCGCGGCCGCCGUGCAGUUGCAGCGCCGCCGCUCGGAGAGGUCAGAAAACGCGCGGCAGCGCCUGUCCCAGAGCGCGGCAGUGCCUCGCAGCAGCGGCAGCAUGAGGCGCAGCGUGACGGGUGCAACGCGCGCGUCGCGGGACACAAGCGCUGCACAGCCCCUUCCGCAAGAGCUCGCCGCCCUCAGCGGGACUGGCUCAUCGUGGAAGCGCGUUAGUGCUGCACAGCAUGAGGGAAAGCCUUGUUCGCCGAUGCGCGUCUCCCAUGGCAACAGCCCUGUGACGGUGGCGGAUAUUGGCAACAGCCCCACGCGGACUUUUCGCAUUCCCUCCCUCACUGCUAGCCCCAACACGCUGCACAACAUCGACUCCGAUGAGCAUGCGCGCGUGCGAAACGAAUUCGGGCUACUGCGCCUGCGUGAGGAGCUGCGGCUCGAGCGGCUACAGCACGAAGUCCGCAUCCUCACGCGUGAGUGCGAGUAUCGCAACCACAUGGCACUAUUGAACAGGACAGACCGCAUGGCCGAUCGUGCGGCGGCCACGGCACAGGAAGCCCUCGAAGAAGCACAGAAGUACCGUGCUUUUCUGUGCGCUCAGAUCGAUCAACUGGAGUUAGAGAAGCAGCGGCAACUACGACUGAUCUCGCAGCACAUGGCCCAGUCGUCGUCCCCGCACUCUGCGGCGGUGGAUCCCCGGAUUCCAUUGCCGACAUCAGGACACUGCCUUGGCGCUGAGUCAUCGCUUCUGUACACGGAAUCGCAGGUUCCCAAUGAGCUGGAUAUCUUGAAGAAGCAGGUAGAGCUUCUCGCGAUGGAGCAGGCACGCGCGCGGAGUAUGAGGUAUGGCGUGGCGUCAAGCUACGCGGCAGCCGCUCCUCACACAACCCGGUUCUCCAGCUCUUCGGCUGGAGUCAGCGGGUCGGCGCGGGCGUCGUUCCCAAAAUAA